This is a messenger RNA of Spea bombifrons (plains spadefoot toad), 1072 nucleotides long. It is a transcript of the gene SCG5, whose product is annotated as secretogranin V. Gene Ontology annotation, cellular component: secretory granule. The coding region runs from base 46 to 687 and encodes 213 amino acids. The record is from RefSeq and is a predicted model, not a curated record. Gene Ontology annotation, molecular function: enzyme regulator activity. Lineage: Eukaryota; Metazoa; Chordata; Amphibia; Anura; Pelobatidae. The transcript has 6 exons. Gene Ontology annotation, biological process: neuropeptide signaling pathway; regulation of hormone secretion.
CUUCCUCUCCACAUCUCUGCCUGUUCAUCUCUGCUGCCUGCCUCCAUGUUUGUUAAGAUGGGAGUCAAUAGAGCUCUGCUGCUGACUUUUCACACAGUCCUGUUGGUGGUCUGCAGCCUGACUCCAUCUUUUGCUCACAGCCCCAGGACCCCAGACCAUGUAUCGGAAGCAGAAAUCCAACGUCUGUUCCACAAAGUGAUGGAGGAACUGGGCAUUGCCAGGCCAAGAAUGGAAUAUCCUGCUCACCAAGCCAUGAACCUUGUGGGGCCACAGAGCAUUGAAGGAGGCGCGCAUGAGGGCCUACAGCAUUUGGGACCCUACGGAAAUAUCCCAAACAUCGUGGCAGAGCUCACCGGGGACAAUAUUCCCAAGGAUUUCCGUGAAGAUCAAGGAUAUCCCAACCCUCCUAACCCGUGUCCUGUAGGAAAAACAGGUGACGACUGUCUUGCAGAUACUCCAGACACAGCCCAAUUUAGUAGAGAGUACCAACUCCACCAGAACCUCUUUGACCCAGAGCACAAUUAUCCAGGAGCAGCCAAAUGGAAUAAGAAGCUGCUCUAUGAGAAAAUGAAAGGCGCAUCACAGAGGAAGAAGAGGACAGUGAAUCCUUACCUGCAGGGACAGAAACUGGACAACGUUGUAGCCAAGAAGUCUGUUCCACAUUUUUCUGGUGAAGAGGAGGAAUAAGCAGAACCAAAUGAUUGAGCGGCGCAUUCUGUGAUCCAGCCCGGCGUCCUAUCUGCUGCUUCAGAGCCUGACUGACUGGCAGCAUGUUUAUUAUUUAUAGAGCUGUGAAUGGGAAACAGCUGGAUUUAUAACAUUAUGUUGUCAUAGAUAAUAAAAAAUAUAGACUUCUGCUUUCUGUUAAAUUAGAGGAACGGUAUCUUUUUCUUUUUCUUGGUUUUUUUUUCUUUUCUAGCUUGAAAAGAAGUUUUAACCAAUUCAGCGCUGCCACGUUUCAGAUAGCAGAAAAUCCUAUAUUCUAUAUCCUUUUAUUAAUGAAUGCAACUUGCCUGCAGAGCCAGCUACCUAGCAAAAUUAGGUGUUACCGCAAUAAAGUUCUCAACCCACA